Molecule: messenger RNA, 848 nt
Organism: Oncorhynchus keta (chum salmon)
Lineage: Eukaryota; Metazoa; Chordata; Actinopteri; Salmoniformes; Salmonidae
Product: protein numb homolog
Exons: 3
Molecular function (GO): cadherin binding
Source: RefSeq, a predicted model, not a curated record
UACAAUACAACAGUAUUGUCCAUAAUGAUUCUGUCCAAUACAACAAUAUUGUCCAUAAUGAUUCUGUCCACUACAAUACAACAGUAUUGUCCAUAAUGAUUCUGUCCAAUACAACAAUAUUGUCCAUAAUGAUUCUGUCCACUACAAUACAACAGUAUUGUCCAUAAUGAUUCUGUCCAAUACAACAAUAUUGUCCAUAAUGAUUCUGUCCACUACAAUACAACAGAACUGUGUCUUCUGCUCCGUCCUCAGUGCCCCCAGACAGCACACAUCAUAAACAGUGUUUUUUUCUGAGGGUACCUCAUGGCUGAAUGUCUGAAAAAUGUCCCAUUCCUCCAGUCCCAGAGGUGGAGGGAGAGGGCGACAGCAUCAGCUCGUUGUGUACCCAGAUCGCCUCAGCCUUCAGUGGGCCUCCUGAAGACCCCUUCUCCCAGGCCCCCAUGCCCCGACCAACCUCCACCCCACAGUCACCUGUAGCUCCCCCGGGGGCUCAGCCAGCACUGCCCCCUCCACUUCCUGCCCGAGACACUAACCCCUGGGCCAAGACUCCUGGCCAUGCAGGGCACCAUACCCCCCCGACCUCCACCUCAGCACACCCAGGAGGUGAUUGGACGACACCAGUGAUUGUAGCUCCUCCCUCCGCCACAUCGUCUCCGUCUCACCACUCCCACCGCCGCACGCCGUCGGAGGCUGACCGUUGGCUCGAGGAGGUCACCAAGUCUGUCCGCGCUCCGCAACUCGGGUCCACAGCCCCCUCCCAACCGUUCCUCACCCCCAACCCACCAGCCUUCUCCAUCCCCCCAACCCAGGCUUUCAUUGUCCCCAUGCCUUCCACCCAGGCCUUCCCU